Messenger RNA from Phacochoerus africanus (Common warthog), 1206 nucleotides. RefSeq names its product MAS related GPR family member X2 (gene MRGPRX2). The record is from RefSeq and is a predicted model, not a curated record. Lineage: Eukaryota; Metazoa; Chordata; Mammalia; Artiodactyla; Suidae. Gene Ontology annotation, molecular function: G protein-coupled receptor activity. The transcript is spliced from 4 exons. Gene Ontology annotation, cellular component: membrane. Gene Ontology annotation, biological process: G protein-coupled receptor signaling pathway. The coding region runs from base 1 to 1206 and encodes 401 amino acids.
AUGGGCAUGCACCUCCUUUUCCAGAGGGUGAAAAAGCAGUCUCUUCUGCCUGUCAAUCACAGGAAAGGUCCUUCUUUUCCACUCACCACCUCCAGCAAGAAGAAUGGUGCUAAGGUUCCAGGUCUCCAGGGCCGUGUGGACUUCAGUAAGUAUCUUAAUCUCCGCAAGCGCCUCCAGUUCCCUCCUGUGGGCACCCGUGGAGGGUUUCUGAGCCUGGAUCCAACCACCCCAGCCUGGGAGACAGAACCCACACCAAUGGGCGGAAGUAACCAGACCUGUUCUCAAGUUUUCGACAUAUCCCUGACCUUGCUGACGGGCAUCAUGGCCCUGGGAGGCCUGGCAGGAAACGCGGUUGUGAUGUGGCUCCUGGGCUUCCGCCUGCGCCGGAACUCCUUCUCCGUGUACAUCCUCAACCUGGCGGCAGCCGACUUCCUCUUCCUCCUCCUCCACAUUCUGUCUUCCCUGGAGAACCUCAUCAUCUCCUUCCACUCCAGCGCAUUCUCCUUCCCCAGAUUUUUCAUCACCGUGCUCACCUUUGCCUACCUCGCGGGCCUGAGCUUGCUCAGCGCCAUCAGCACCGAGCGCUGCCUGUCGGUCCUGUGCCCCAUCUGGUACCGCUGCCGCCGCCCCAGACACCUGUCAGCUGUCAUGUGUGCCCUCCUCUGGGCUCUGUCCCUGCUGCUGAGCAUCCUGGAAGCAAAGGAUUGUGGCUUCCUGUCCAUGGACUUUAACCUCAUUUGGUGUCGUUUGUUUGAUUUCAUCACUGCUGGGUGGCUGACUUUCCUAUUUGUGCUCCUGGCUGGGUCCAGCCUGACUCUGCUGGGCAGGAUCCUCUCUAAGUCCCAGCGGCUGCAGCUGACCAGGCUGUAUGUGACUGUGGCGCUCACGGUGCUGGUCUUCCUCAUCUGCGGCCUCCCCUUCGGCGUCUACUGGUUCAUCAUAAUCUGGAUUCAUAGUGAUUUGUUCAUGUACUCCUGUCACUUCCUGGUGGCCAGUACCCUGUCCUGUGUCAACAGCUGCACCAACCCCAUCAUUUACUUCUUGGUUGGCUCCUUUAGGCGGCGGCAGAGGCCAAAGAGGCGAAGACGGCAGACCCUCAGGGUGGUUCUGCAGAAGGCUUUGGAGGACGUAUGGGAUGUGGAUGAAAGUGAAGGCACCCUUCCUCAGGAGACCCUGGAGGUGUCAGGAAGCAGUCUGGUGCCCUGA